Rasamsonia emersonii CBS 393.64 is the source of this 1503-nucleotide messenger RNA. Its product is annotated as COP9 signalosome subunit 2 (CsnB). Gene Ontology annotation, cellular component: COP9 signalosome. NCBI's taxonomy places the organism in Eukaryota, Fungi, Ascomycota, Eurotiomycetes, Eurotiales, Trichocomaceae. The transcript has 4 exons. The record is from RefSeq and is a predicted model, not a curated record. Gene Ontology annotation, biological process: protein deneddylation. Bases 1 to 1503 code for a protein of 500 amino acids.
AUGUCGGACGAUGAUGACUUCAUGCAAGACUCUGGCGAUGAAGAAUAUGACUUCGAAUACGAGGAUGCAGAUGAAGAUGAAUCUGGAGACGUUGGCAUCGAGAACAAAUACUAUAAUGCAAAGCAGAUCAAAGCGGAUAAUCCGGAAGAGGCUAUAGAUGAAUUUCUGGGCGUACCGGCUCUGGAGCCGGAGAAAGGAGACUGGGGAUUCAAAGGAUUGAAACAAGCCAUAAAACUUGAGUUCAAACUUGGCAGAUACGACGAUGCUAUCGAACACUAUCGAGAACUCCUAACAUACGUGAAAUCCGCCGUUACACGAAAUUACUCCGAGAAAUCGAUUAAUAAUAUGCUAGACUUUAUCGAGAAAGGCUCUGAUGACGAGAAGGCGUAUCAUUGCAUGGAGGAGUUCUAUCGGUUGACCCUCAAUUCUUUCCAGAGCACAAACAACGAGCGAUUAUGGUUAAAAACAAACAUCAAGCUUGCAAGACUCUGGCUUGAUCGCAAAGAGUACGGGCAGCUAAGCAAAAAACUUCGGGAGCUACAUCGCGCGUGCCAGCGGGAAGACGGUUCUGAUGAUCCGAGCAAAGGGACAUACUCUCUUGAAGUUUAUGCGUUGGAAAUCCAAAUGUAUGCUGAAACAAAGAACAACAAACGACUGAAAGCCCUUUACCAGCGGGCCCUCCGGGUGCGGUCUGCAGUUCCGCAUCCCAAAAUCAUGGGUAUCAUUCGAGAGUGUGGAGGGAAGAUGCAUAUGAGUGAAGAAAACUGGGAACAAGCGCAAAGUGAUUUCUUUGAGUCCUUCCGGAACUAUGACGAGGCGGGAUCAAUGCAGCGCAUUCAAGUGCUCAAGUAUCUUGUCUUGACGACCAUGCUCAUGAAGUCGGACAUUAACCCCUUCGACUCCCAAGAAACCAAGCCAUACAGGAACGAUCCCCGUAUUUCGGCCAUGACCGAUCUCGUGGAUGCCUUCCAGAGAGAUGACAUUCACUCAUAUGAAGAGAUCCUGAGGAAGAAUCCGGACGUUUUGGCCGAUCCGUUCAUUGCCGAGAAUAUCGAUGAGGUGAGCCGCAAUAUGCGGACCAAGGCUGUCCUCAAGCUCAUCGCGCCGUACACCCGUUUCACACUGAGCUUUAUAUCAAAGCAGAUCAAGAUAUCUAUUCCAGAGGUCCAGGACAUCCUGGGCUUUUUGAUCAUGGAUAAGAAACUGAACGCCAAGAUCGACCAAGAAAAUGGAACUGUUCUGGUGGAAAGUGCCAGCGACCUGGAGCGGUUGCGAGCUCUUCAGGAAUGGACAUCCUCUCUGAAGUCUCUCUGGCGUACAGCGUUGAACGACGGAGAAGGAUUCAAAGUCGACGAUGUCGCCCUUUCCCAGCUGGGCAGUACUGCCGCCUCUGCUGCUUAUCAACCUGGGUACGGAGACGAGGUGCGCGCAACGGGAGCCAAGGCUCGGGCUGGUUGGAAGGGAAGGCCAGGGUUGGGGAAGGCAGCUGCAGGUGGCUACUAA